Messenger RNA from Sceloporus undulatus (fence lizard), 7452 nucleotides. RefSeq names its product contactin associated protein family member 5 (gene CNTNAP5). The record is from RefSeq and is a predicted model, not a curated record. Lineage: Eukaryota; Metazoa; Chordata; Lepidosauria; Squamata; Phrynosomatidae. The transcript is spliced from 24 exons. Bases 199 to 4227 code for a protein of 1342 amino acids. Gene Ontology annotation, molecular function: calcium ion binding.
AGCGCGCAGAGCUAUAAGGCGGCUGUCUCCGGUGGAGUGGAAGCGCGGCGGUCGCGGGCGGAGCGGGCUCCGGUGGAUGUGGGCGCCUGGGGCUUCCUCGCGUGGGGAGGCGGCGCCGGACCCCAGCCCUCCUGGUCCUCCUCCUCCUCCUCCUCCUCCUCCUGGUCCUUCUGCUGCCCCCUCGGGAAUGGCGCCUGGAUGUCGGAUGGAGUAGAUGAGGGCAGGCGAGGCCAGGCUCCCCGGGGCGCCUUUGGGAGACGGCGACGACGACGAGGAGGGGGGCUCCACGAAAUGGAAGGGCCCCGGCCCCCGGCCCCCGCCCUCUGGGCUGCCCUCCUCCUCCUCAGCCUCGGGACCCCCGGACUAGCGGCCCCCAACUAUAAUUGUGAGGACCCACUGGUACUCUCGUUACCUGCGACAGCAUUUGACAGCUCCUCCAAACUCUCCAGCGGUCACAGCCCCAGCUUUGCAAAGCUCAUCAAACGGGAUGGGGCUGGUGGCUGGUCCCCAUUGGAUUCUAGUAGGGAACAAUGGCUCCAGAUUGAUUUGGGAGACAGAGUGGAGAUUACUGGUGUUGCUACUCAAGGAAGGUAUGGAAGCUCAGAUUGGACAACAAGCUACAGUCUAAUGUUCAGUGAUACAGGUCGCAACUGGAAGCAGUAUCGAGAGGAAGACAUCAUCUGGGUCUUCCAAGGGAACACCAAUGCUGACAGUGUGGUACAGCACAAGUUUCUUCACUCUGUUAAGGCUCGAUUUGUUCGCUUUAUUCCUCUGAAAUGGAAUCCUGGUGGAAAUAUAGGCCUGAGGGUUGAAGUUUUUGGGUGUUCGUACAAAUCUGAUAUUGCUGACUUUGAUGGAAGGAGCUCCCUCCUCUAUAGGUUCAACCAAAAGCUGAUGAGUACCUUCAAAGAUGUUGUUUCCCUGAAGUUCAAGAGCAUGCAGGGAGAUGGAGUCUUGUUUCAUGGAGAAGGUCAGCGUGGAGAUUAUAUUACCCUGGAGCUGCAAAAUGGAAAGCUUUCUUUGCACAUCAACCUGGGAGAUGCCAAGCUACGCUUCAGCAAUGGUCACACCACAGUCACUUUGGGCAGCCUCCUGGAUGAUCAGCAUUGGCACUCAGUUCUCAUUGAGAGAUUCAAUAAGCAAGUUAAUUUCACAGUGGACAUGCACAUGCAGCAUUUCCGGACGAAGGGAGAUUCGGAUGAUUUGAACAUUGAUUAUGAGCUCAGUUUUGGAGGAAUCCCAGUCCCUGGAAAACCAGGAACUUUUCUGAAGAAAAAUUUCCAUGGCUGUAUUGAGAAUCUUUAUUACAAUGGAGUCAAUAUCAUUGACCUGGCAAAAAGACGGAAGCCACAAAUCUACACUGUGGGUAAUGUGACUUUUGCCUGCUCAGAACCACAAAUCACUCCCAUCACCUUCGACAGCUCCAACAGCAGUUACUUGCUGUUACCAGGCACUCCCCAGCUUGAUGGCCUGUCAGUCAGCUUCCAGUUUCGCACAUGGAACAAGGAUGGUCUCCUCCUGUCCACUGAGCUGUCAAGAGAUUCUGGCUCACUCCUCUUGUUUCUCCAGCAUGGGAGGUUAGCACUCAUCAUCCAGAAGGCAGCAGAAAAACAUGUGGCCAUCAAUGCAGGCAAUAAUCUAUAUGAUGGCCUAUGGCACUCAGUUAACAUCAAUGCUAGAAGACAUCGCAUCACUCUAACUCUAGAUAAUGAUGUCACAUCUGCUGUUCAUGCAACCACAGUUUCUCAGAUUUAUUCAGGGCACAGCUACUUUUUUGGAGGGUGCCCUGACAAUCUUACCGAUUUGAAAUGUUUAAAUCCCAUUAUGGGUUUUCAAGGCUGCAUGAGACUCAUCUUUAUUGAUAACCAGCCCAAGGACCUCAUUUUAGUUCAGCAAGGUUUCCUGGGGAAUUUUAGCAAUCUCCGCAUUGAUCUCUGUGGCAUCAAAGAUAGGUGUUUGCCAAACUAUUGUGAACAUGGAGGAAGAUGCUCCCAGUCCUGGAUGAUGUUCCAUUGUGAUUGUAGUGAAACUGGUUAUACGGGAAUGACCUGCCAUAACUCUAUUUAUGAGCAGUCAUGUGAAGCCUAUCGGCACCAAGGGAAAACAUCUGGUUUCUUCCACAUUGAUUCUGAUGCAAGUGGUCCACUUCCACCACUUUUAGUCUACUGCAAUAUAACAGAAGAUAAGAGCUGGACUGUGGUCCAGCACAACAACACCGAGCUAACUCGAGUCCGUGGGGCUGAUCCUGGGAAGCCAUACACCAUGAGCUUUAACUACAACAGCAGCAUGGAGCAGCUGGAGGCAAUGAUAAAUAGUGCCGAAUACUGUGAACAGGAGGCAGCUUACCACUGCAAAAAGUCACGUCUGCUCAACACCCCAAAUGGAAUGCCAUUUGUUUGGUGGGUUGGUCAUGCCAACGAAAAGCAUCCUUACUGGGGAGGGUCUAUUCCAGGAGUCCAGCAGUGUGCAUGUGGAUUAGAAGAAAGCUGCUUGGAUCUGAGAUACUUUUGUAACUGUGAUGCUGAUAAAGAAGAAUGGACCAAUGAUACUGGCUUCCUUUCCUUCAAAGAACACUUGCCUGUAAACCAGAUUGUCAUCACUGAUACAAACAGACCUAAUUCUGAAGCUGCCUGGAGAAUUGGACCUUUGCGUUGCUAUGGAGAUAGACAGUUCUGGAAUUCAGCUUCAUUCAUCACUGAGUCCUCGUACCUUCUCUUCCCCACCUUUCAUGCGGAGUUCACUGCAGAUAUUUCCUUCUUCUUCAAAACUGCAGUAACAUCAGGGGUCUUCUUGGAAAAUUUAGGAAUGAAAGACUUCAUCCGAAUUGAAAUAAGCUCUCCAAAAGAGAUCACCUUCAGAGUAGAUGUUGGCAAUGGGCCAGUAGAAGUCACUGUCCAGUCUCCAGUGCCCUUGAAUGAUAAUCAGUGGCAUUAUUUGCUUGCUGAGAGAAAUCUCAAGGAAACUUCUCUUCAGGUGGACAAGCUUCCAAAGAAGAUUGUCGAAGCACCCACUGAAGGACAUUUCCGAUUGCAGCUGAAUAGUCAGCUAUUUGUAGGGGCAACUGCCUCCAAGCAGAAAGGUUUUAUGGGUUGUAUUCGGUCCCUUCAUCUCAAUGGGCAGAAACUGGACCUUGAAGAGAGGGCCAAAGUGACCCCUGGAGUGAAACCUGGGUGCCCUGGUCACUGCAGCAGCUAUGGCAACCUUUGUCACAAUGGAGGAAAAUGUGUGGAGAAGUUUAAUGGCUACUUGUGUGAUUGCACCAAUUCACCAUAUGAGGGACCAUUCUGCAAAGAAGAGGUUUCUGCACUUUUUGAAGCUGGCACUUCCAUCACCUAUGUUUUCCAGGAACCUUAUCCUGUGACCAAAAAUGCAAGCUCUACAUCCUCUGCUAUUUAUGCAGACACGUUUACCUCUAAGGAAAAUAUUGCUUUCACCUUCCUGACAGCACAUGCUCCAAGCCUCCUGUUCUAUAUCAAUGCCUCUUCUCAUGACUAUUUGGCUGUUAUCCUCUCUAAGAAUGGAAGCUUGCAAGUCCGAUACAGAUUGAGUAAGAACAGAUCCCUUAUUUUCACUAUCGAUUCUGGGAAUUUUGCAAACCGGGAGCUGCACCAUGUCAAGAUAAAUAGAGAUGGGAGAGAGCUAACUAUUCAGAUUGACCAGGUUCUUAAAGUCAAGCACAACUUUUCCUCGGAGGCUGACUUCAGGGCCAUCAAAUCUCUAACCUUGGGAAGAGUCACAGAUGGUCAGGGACUCGAUCCAGAAGUCUCCAAGGCAAACUCCUUUGGAUUCAUAGGGUGCAUGUCAUCUGUUCAGUACAACCACAUUUCUCCACUGAAAGCUGCCUUACGACAUCCGAGUAUAGCACCUGUGACAGUUCUGGGUUCUUUGUCUGAAUCAAACUGUAGGGCUUUAGUAGCAGUCGAUGUGAAUACAGCAACUACGAUAUAUUCGUCAUCAGAUCCAUUUGGGAAGGCAGACGAAAGAGAGCCACUCACCAAUGCUGUCAGGAGUGAUUCAGCUGUUAUUGGAGGUGUUAUAGCAGUGGUAAUCUUCAUCAUCUUUUGUAUCGUGGCCAUUAUGAGCAGAUUUCUUUACCAGCACAAACAGACACAUCGGAGCAGCCAGACAAAGGAAAAAGAAUACCCAGAACAUCUUGAGAGUUCUUUUAAGACUGAUAUUGACUUGCAGAACACAGUGAGCGAGUGCAAAAGAGAAUACUUCAUCUAGAAAAUUCUCUAGCUCCUUGUUACACUUUGGCAUUUCUUUGAUUUUGAUGGUGGUGGUGGUAGUGAUUUAUUUUAUUCUUUACCCAUCAAUUUCUUUUGAAUUACCCCACCCUUUUGGAAAGAACCCACUUUGCACAGAAGAGAGCAACUGCAAUGUCUCUGUUUCUUUGUUCAAAUGCACCACAACAGUUAAUGCUUAACAGUUCAAUCAACUGUGUGUUUUAUCUAAGUUCCUCCUAACAUGCAUGGUUGAUCAUUUAGUUUCUGGUUGAAUGUUUAGUUUCUGGGCAGCAUUUAAUUCGUCAUUUCAUAUCGGACCUGAGUGAUAUAUACUAGAGGUAAAGUGUACCAGCUAACUAUGUAGCAACACAGCUAUUGCAACAAAGUAGUGGGAAAGAAUAUGACCAAAUUAUCUCUAUUUUUUUUAAAUGUAUGUUUAACAGGAGCCAGAUUGGUAUAAUAAUUUUGUUUCAUGUUGGUGGUGCUGUGAUGAUUUUGCAAGUUGAAGAUUUGGAAGACUUUAUCCCUAUCAUAUCCUUUUCUAACCUUUUAGUGUGACAUUUUGACCUAAAGGUUCCUUUUUUCUCUUGUCUUUACAAAACAACUUUGAUGGAAAUGGUGCUCCAAAUUAAUGCUGGGUCAAACUAUUUGUACCAGAAAUUUUGGCCAGAGAUUGGGUAAAAAUGUCCCCUCAAAGAUAUUUCUAAUCUUUUGUGGGGCUGGGCUGGGAAAAUGGUAAUGCAUUUUUCUUUUGCAAUAUGAGAAAAUGUUGUCACCACUUCACUCUGUUUCAGAGCUGCAAUAAGCAGUAGCACGUUAUCUUUCCUACUCCCCACUCUUUAAGAACACCAAUGGCAACAAUCUUUUGUGUUGUAGUGGUAUUCCCACUGAUGUGAUCUGUUUACAGUGGGGAAUACUAAUAGGCUGCUUUUCUCUACUACUGUUUAACACCUUUGCUGCCUUAUAUCUAUCACGGUAAAUCACAUGUCCCCCAAAUAUUAAAAUUUUGCCACACAUAAAAAUCACCCAGACCACAGCAGCACCCACUUUCACAUAAUAUAAAUGGCUCUGUGAAAAGUGGGAGUAGGUAUUUGGGCCCAACAUUUGUCCAAAGCACCCUUCAAUUGCAUCCUACAACUUGUCAGUGCCCUGUGAUGGAACAUUUACAGCACCAGGUAAUGCAUGGAAAGUAGCACCUUCAGUUAUCAAACAUUCUAGGAAGUUAUUAAGGGUUCUGCAAAAACCUAAUUUGAACAAAAUUGUUAGUUGUGCUACUUAGAACUGGGACCUGAACAUAAUUUGGAGGCAAGAAGCAAAAUUAUUAGAAUCAAACUUUUAUUUGAAUUUAAUAAAUAAAAGCUAGAGUUCAGAGAAUGGACAACAGAUCCCUAAAACAUCUUUAAAAGUAUGCAAAAACAAAACAAAAAAAAAAAACUUUUCCAGAACAUAAGGCUAAUAUCAAAAUCACCCCUUCCCUUUCCAAUAGCAUGCAGUUUUACACACAAGAUAGAAUGUCAGGGACCUUAAGACCCCUGUAUCCCACUAUCUGCUGUUAAUAUUUUAUAUCUCUUUUGAUCUGUGAACUCUAGCUAUGACACUUGAUAAUCUGAAUAUUUUAUAAUUUGGUAUGUGAAGUGCGUGUUUGUGCACACAUAUACCCAGAAGCAGAUUUUGUCUAAUUUGUGGAAAUAUUUAAGAACUUGGCUGCUAUUCGUGUAGAUACUUAUAGCGUAUAGAAGUCUAAAUGGCACAGGUACUUGCCGAGAGAUCCUUACUUCCUCAAGAUUGGCUAUGAAAAAAAUCUAGAAUUUCAGAUUGACAAUAUGAGUGCAUCCCUCUCUGCUAUAGCAGAAGUAAUAGAGUUGCAGCCUGCAGUGGUUGAGGUUAGUGCUAUGCUGAGAAGUUACUCGCAUUUUUUCAACCAGUCUUAUUGAAUCACUUCCAUUGGUUUAAGAGAAGAAAGGGGGAUUCCAAAAAGCAGAUUUUGUUUUAAAAAAUCAUAUCACUUUUACGUAUCUUAAUUAUGAGGUGGGCAAGGACUCUUUCUGCGUCUUCCUUUUAUUGUACUACCAGAUCUUGGCAGGAACUCCCCACACUUCAAUUAAAACCCAGAGGUAGAUAGCCUGAAGCAAGAUCUCUCCUGGUUCUUUUUUACACCAAGAAGUGUGAGCUGUCAAGGAAACCGAAAAUGGAGAGAUGUGUAAUGCAGGGGAUGGGAAAUCACACAACACUGUCAUCCACCAUAAUUGAAAAGGUACAUUGAAAACCACAACCAAAAUAUUUAAAAACAAACAUAGAAGCAGCUAAAGUGUACUAAGAAUGAUCCAGAAAAAUAGAAGUCAUAACUGCAUCUUUAGCUUAACAACCAAUGUCUGACAUUGGAACUAAGGCUACGAAGACAUUGUGUCUCCCACCUUGAGGGCAGGAAGUAGGAAUAGAUUCCGCUGAGGGGUAUAUGACAUGUAUCUCAGGAAGACCUGCAAUAUUCAGCUUGUAAUUUUCAGACCUUGAGAAAGGCUUUGUAGUCCUUUCUUGUGAGAGAAGUUGAUCAUUGCAUGUCGGAGUAAAUCUCUCUAUACCAGGGAUGCAUUUUAUUUUUCUUAUUUCAUUAUUGCAUGGGUGGGGAAUUACAAAUGUUUCUCCCUUCUGGUUCAACUUGAAACCAUUUUUGUGCAUUUCUCAUUAUUUUGCACAUUUCUGGGUCUUUCUACAAAAAUUCUGUUUAUGGAGGGAAAACGUUGUUGUUUUUUUCAUUGUUUUGCAUAGAUAAGGAUAUUUUGAGGGGAAAACCCCACUGAAAAUGAUUAAUUGAAGGGUGAAAAAUCUCAAGGCAAUUUGUAAGCCACCCUGAAAACUUUUGUGGCUGAAGAGAAAGGUAUAAAUAUUCAAAAUAAAUACAUAUUUUUCCAGAUAUCCUUUCUUAUCAAGGAUAAUAAAAUUUGAACAUAUUAUUUAUAUCACUAUUGUAUAUGAAAAGGGAAAGAAAAAAAAGUAUCUCACACACUUCACAGCUGCAGUCUGAGUUUCCUAAAUAGGGCAAUUUUUCAGCAUUUAUACUAACCUUUAGCAACACUUCAAAUGGCAACUUGUUAGGGAUUGAAAUUUUUUUAAAAAGUGUGAAAAAUGAAUUUUUCAAGUGUCAGAUUACCCUGACAGUUCACGACUUAUUCUGUGCAAAAUUUGUUUCUUGUCCAGAAAACACUGUUUUCUGAGCUAAAAUUCCACA